Canis lupus familiaris (dog) is the source of this 6263-nucleotide messenger RNA. RefSeq names its product tandem C2 domains, nuclear (gene TC2N). The record is from RefSeq and is a predicted model, not a curated record. NCBI's taxonomy places the organism in Eukaryota, Metazoa, Chordata, Mammalia, Carnivora, Canidae. The transcript is spliced from 12 exons. Bases 204 to 1676 code for a protein of 490 amino acids. Gene Ontology annotation, cellular component: nucleus.
CAGACGGCGAAAACACUGAAGGAAGUCUGGUUACUUCAUUUUCAGCGGCACAGACGUUGUUUUUGCGGCGGCUUGUUUAUUGCGGUGCGUGCACGUUCUUCAGCGGGUGAGCCAUGAGGGUCCCCAGAGAGGCGACCCGGCAAAGCAAUUAAUAUUAAAAUUGGAAGUUUGUAUCAAUUGCUGAGUAUUGGAAAUUGGAUGUGAUGGCAGCAGAAUUUAUAAAGAGUUGCUGUAGAGGAUGUUUCUAUGGAGAAACAGAAAAGCACAAUUUUUUCAUGGAAAGAGACUUUAAAGCAGCAGUCUCAGCGGGUCAAGAUACCACGGUCCGUGUACCUCCGUUGACUUCCAUCUCCGUCAAGCCCCAGGUUGGCUGUACUGAGGAUUACUUACUUUCCAAAUUACCAUCUGAUGGCAGAGAAGUACCGUUUGUGGUACCGAGGUUUAAGCUCUCCUAUGUUCAGCCCAGGGCGCAAGGAACUCCUUCACAUCUGGAAGAGCUAGAAGCAUCUGCCAGAGCAUCUUUUGGAGAUCGAAAGGUAGAGCUUUCUAGUUCAUCCCAGCAUGGAGCCAGCUACGAUAUAUACAACCCGUACUAUCGAUAUCAGCACAUUUCACCUGAUUUGAGCCGACGCCUUUCCCCUCGUUCAGAAGCAGUGAGACUAUAUGGAUCAGUUUGUGAUUUAAGGACCAGCAAACUUCCCAGUUCUUCUGGGCUAAGCAAGUCCAUGUUUGAUCUUACAAGUUCAUCUCAACGGUUCAUGCAGAGACAUGAUUCAUGGUCCAGCGUGCCAAGCACUUCUUCUUCAAGGAAGAAUUCCCAGGGAAGUAACAGAAGCCUGGAUACAAUUACUUUGUCAGGAGAUGAAAGAGAUUUUGGGAGAUUGCAUGUGAAAGUGUUUUAUAAUUCUUCAGUAGAACAGAUCUGGAUCACAGUUUUACAAUGCAGAGAUUUAAGUUGGCCUUCUAGUUUUGGAGACACUCCUACUAUUUCUAUAAAAGGAAUACUUACAUUGCCCAAACCAGUGCAUUUCAAAUCUUCAGCCAAGGAAGGCUCUAAUGCUAUUGAAUUUAUGGAAACUUUUGUAUUUGCCAUUAAACUCCAAAGUCUACAAACUGUAAGGCUUGUAUUUAAGAUUCAAACCCAGACUCCCAGGAAGAAAACCAUUGGAGAAUGCUCACUGUCACUCAGAACUCUCAGCACACAGGAAAUGGAUUACUCUUUGGAUAUAAUGCCACCUUCAAAAAUUUCUGUUUGCCAUGCAGAACUUGAACUGGGGACUUGUUUUCAAGCUGUAAAUAGCAGAAUUCAGUUACAAAUUCUUGAGGCACAAUACCUUCCAAGCUCUUCGACACCUCUCACUUUGAGUUUUUUUGUGAAGGUGGCAAUGUUUAGUUCAGGAGAGUUGAUUUAUAAGAAGAAGACCCGCUUACUGAAAGCCUCCAAUGGAAGAGUAAAGUGGGGAGAAACUAUGAUUUUUCCACUUUUACAGAAUGAAAAAGAAAUUCUUUUUCUCAUUAAGCUUUAUAGUCGGAGCUCUGUAAGAAGACGACACUUUGUGGGGCAGAUUUGGAUAAGUGAAGACAGUAAUCACACCGAAGCAGCAAAUCAGUGGAAAGAGACAGUUACAAAUCCAGAAAAGGUUGUUAUCAAGUGGCACAAAUUAAAUCCAUCUUGAAGACAUCACACAUUAAUUUGGUGAAGAACUUGACAUUCUUUUAGAAGACUUACAAUUUCAAUUUGCUACCAAUAAGAAGAGACAAAUCAAUACGUUUGUCAACUUAUUUAUGGAGGUCAUAAUUAUAAUGAAUCUUGUAGAAAAUUAAAUUCGAUAAAAAAUAAGAUGAAUUAUAUCAAAUAUCCAAAGUAAAGAGAAUGUUUUUAAACUGUGCCAAAAUAGACAAAUAAAAUAAAGAGUGGUAUGCUGGGGCAACUAAAUAAAUUAUACAACCAAUGAGAAUUUCACCCAUAGGUAGUUAUUACUGUAUUACAUUUAUGGAUUUUUUAAAGCUUUACCUAGAUAUUCAAAAUCUCUAUUAGACAUGUUAGAAGACUUUACUACUGACUAUUUCAGUGCUAGUCAUUAUUGCUUAGACCUUGACUCCGCUGUUUACCUCUUGCUACAUAUUUUCCCUCAGAAAGCAAAAAUGAAUGAAACCACUUCAACUUUUCUGUAUUUAGGGAAAAUUUGUGUCUUGUGUUUCUCAUUUCUUGCCCAUAAGUCAUCAUAUUGCCACUUUGUACAUUAUUUAUCUCCAAGAAACUUCAAAUAUAGAACACUAUUUUAACAAGAAUAAGUGAAAAUGCCAGAAGGUUGAAGUUUAGUAGAAAACCUAUUAUAUUCACAUUUUGCUAUGUUUUUCCUCCCUCAAAUAUUUUGCCCUUUGUUUUAGUUGGAGUUGGAAUAAGAAAAUCAUCCAUAGAGCCAUCCUAAGUAGCAAAAUUAAAUGAGCUUAAUUAGUAAGUUCAAUAUUUUAUGAUUAUCACUUCCUUUUUUUUCAGCUUUUUAAAAAUAUAAACUGCUUGUUCCAAUAAUAUCCAUGAUAUUAUUUUUCUCAUGUUUUUCAAGAAGCCAUCUUUUAGCAAAUAUUUUCUUUCUUUUUUAUUUUGAUUUUUUUUUUUGGUAGAGAGGGACAGAGGGAGAGGGAGAGAGAGAAUCUUAAGCAGGUUUCACUCAAGGCAUAGCCAUGGGGCUCAGUCUUACAACCCUGAGAUCAUAACCUGAGCCAAAAUCAAGAGUCCAGCUCUUAACCAACUGAGCCGCCCUGGCGCCCUGCAGAUAUUUUCUAUAGCAGUUUCCCCCACGUACUCAGAAGUCAGGAUGUGGGCAUGAUGUCAGGUUAGUUGGGUAUACAAGCUAUGGCCAAAAAGAACAACUGUUGGGAGAAACAGAUAACACCAUCUUUGAUCUUGAGAAGUCCAACUUUAGUUUUGCUGAGUGGACCAGGCACUCUGUGAUCGUGAUCUUCCAUUUUCCUUUCUAUCUUACCUUAUUCUACAGAUGCUAAGAGAUAGAUGGUGAUAUUUUAGGCCAGAAGAUAUUUUGGGGGUAGCUUUAGCAUACCUCUAGUUCUGAUGUUCUGUAUAUCUCAUUAAAAUUUUCUCAAACAAUUCCUCUUUUCCUGGGUGCCAUCUCCACAAGGAACAAAAUAUACAUAAUUUACAGGUCCUUUGCUUCUACUCCCUAGGGUUAAGUUAUACUACUCCCUAGGGUUAAGUUAGGUACUCUCUAAUACUGCAUUGGAAAUAAUUUUUUUCUUAGAUUUGUGAAAAAUGGCAUAUUGAUUAGUACUCACAUAAACUUUCAAGAGAAAUCACCUUGUAUCAUAGUGUUUUAAAUCUUUGAGACAAAAGGCUUUAUUGUUUAGAGCCAUUUUAGGUUCACAGCAAAAUUGAGAGGAAAGUACAAAGAGUUCCCAGAUACCACUUACCCCACGUACACACAACCGCCCCCUGUCAUCAACAUCUCCCACCAGGAUGAUAAUAUUUGUUAAAAAUCAAUGAACCUACAUUGACACACCAUUAUCACCCAAAGUCCGUAGAUUACAUUAGGGUUCAAUUGUGGUGGUGUCCAUUCUGUGAGUUUUGACAAGUGCAUAAUGUCUUAUAUCCACCACUAUAGUAUCAUACAGAGUAGUCUCACUGCCUUAAAAAUCUUCUGCAAAUGCAGCUAUCUUAAUAGCCACUAAAUAAGUAUAUUGACUUUUAGAUAAAUAAUAGGUUUUAUUGUUUUUAAAAAUCUGGAAUUUUAUUUGGGUAGCUUUUUGUGUUCGAGUAAAGCUUUCAAUUCCUAAACUUGUUAUAUGUAUUUAACUCAAUUUUAAAUUAUUUAAUUUUUAAUAUUUUUGCAAUAUGUAUACAAUGUGCAAUUUCAGAGAAGGUGUGAUUUCUUGGUUUGCCUUAGAAUCCUAGGUAAAUAAAAGGAAAACUUUUCAUUUAAAGGACAUUUCAUCUAGAGUAGUAUUGACACAGCUAAGUUCACAAAUAUUGUAAUUAGUUGUACUUAAGCCUUUUUUCAGGUGUAAGAGGUACCAGAUAUGGGUAAUAUUCUAGUUCUUUCUUUGAAGCCUUACAUGAAAUAUAAAAAGAAACGUUCUUCUGUUAAUAGUUAUUCAUAUUAUGAGAAAAACAUUAGGAGCUGGUAAUAAAAAAAUGAGAUAGUAUGCAAAAAUCGCCUUUGUUUUUACUUAGGCAUUUCUGGAUCUUAACCCAUUUAUAAUAAGAAGGGAGUCAAAAUGGUGCUGGUUGAUCAGAGGAAGCCUUGGGAGAGUUCACACUGAUAGCUGAUAUCAAACUUGCACAAUGCUAAUCCCUUACAUUGUAAUUGUUGAUAAGCUUUUUGAUUGAUUCAAUUGGGUAGCUGCAGCCCAUGUCAAAAUAUAUCAUCACUAUUUGGCUUUCAUUUGGUUUUGCAUGAUUUUUUUUUAGCAGACCUCCUAGAGAAAUUAUCAUUGAAGUCUAUCAGUUCUGGCACUUACCAGACUGUUAAGAAGGAACCAGUGAGAUUUUGAACAUACGUAAUUGUCUGAAAAUAACAUAAAGUGAACUUCUGCUUGAAUGCAGUCAAUUUCUAUAAAACUAAUGUACUGAAAGUAUAUUUCCCAGCAAAAAUUUCUGUUGUCUGAUCAAAUAAUAGCUUAUUUUUGAAGGAUUUUAGAAAUUCUCAUUAAGUGUCACCACUUUAUAUCAUGGUAGUAAUGGAUAAUCCUUUUUUAAAAAAAUUUUGUAAUGGAUAUUUUGUAGGAUAUAUAUUUUCUUGUGAUAUUUGGUGGGGUAUAUUUGGGGAAGUACCAGAUAACAUAUCUGUAUGUACACUGUAUUAGGGUUUUUCAGAGAAACAGAACCAACAGAAUGUAUGUAUUUCUAAAAAUGUAUGUAUUUUUUAAUUACAAGAAAUUGGCUCAUGUUUAUUGAAGCUAAGAAAUCCCAGAAUCUGCCAUGCAGGCUGGAGACCCAGGAAGACCUGUAGUAUAGUUCAGUCUGACCCUGAAGCCUUGAGAACCAGAGGAACCAAUGCUAUGAAUCCCAGUGUGCGGGCAAGAGAAGAGGAAAUGUCCAGCUCAGCCAUGAGGCAGGAGAAAAGGAUCAAUUCCUUUUUCAUCUCCCUUUUGUUCUAUUCAGGUUCUCAGCAGACCAAAAGGUGCCCACCCACACUGAGGAGCACAAUUUGCUGAGCCCACUGAUGCAAAUGCUGAUCAUGUCCAGAAACAUCCUCUCAGACACACCUAGACAUAACGUAAUCCUGGCAUCCCUAGCCAGUCAAGUUGACACAAAAAAAUUAAGACAUCUACUAGUGUUCUCCCAAUAGGUCAGCUGAAGUUAUUACUCAACAAUCAAUUUCAAAUGCUUGAAGUUUUGGUUGAAACAUUUGAAUUGAGGAAAGAAUUGUGAAAAGUGAGUGCAUAUGAAGUACCAUGUCCAUGUUGAAAUACAGGCUUAGUGUUUAAAAGAUACUAAAAGAGUUAACAUUGCCCUCCACAAUUGGGUAUUUUGUCUGAAGAUAAAUGUUGCCUAUAUUUUUGGUCAUUUCCUGGCGGAAUCUUUUUAACUUGGUAAUUACUGGUUUUUAAAUGUUCAUGUAUAGGAAAUCUGAUUUGAAAAAUAACUUUAUCUUAUUAGUUAAAACUGGUAACUAAAUUAUAUAACGAUAAUUGUAUUAACUGUACAACUAUAUUAAACUGUAGUACUCUAAUAAUGGUAGUAGAUGUCCAGAAAGAAAGUUCUAUAUGUCUUCUCAGGUUGCUAGAAGGUAUCAGACUCCAUGCUGAGCUAAAUCACUGAGUAAGAUAUGUCUUUAGAUGAUAAUUGUGUUCAUUCAGUAUUGAUUUUCCUAUUCUCAUGCUGUGGAAUUUGUUCUCUGAGCCACCAUUCUUUAGUUUCUGAGGCAGGAGGAUGUUAAAAAAAUAUCUGCCCUUCAUGAUAGAGCUAGAUGUAUUUUAACAGAUUUUGUUGACUGCGGCUUUUAGUUUAAUUUCUAGGUCUUUACCAUUUCUUGAUUAUGCAGACUUGAUCUUGAAACAACUAAAUUUUUAAAUGAACCAUUUUAUGUACUUGAAUAGUUAAACGUAAAAAUGUCUAUAAAGUACUUUUUGCAAAGAACUGUUGUAGGUGCUUUGAGGGAGAGAGAUGAAUAAACCAUCACUCUUUACUCUGGGGUUUUAUAUUUUAGCAGGGAAAUAAAACAUUAUAAAGUAGUAAAAAGCAGGUUCAAAGUAUGGACAAAAUGCUUUAGAGGCUCAAAUAAAAUCAAAUGCAGCUGAAGGAA